Messenger RNA from Vicia faba (fava bean), 1434 nucleotides. NCBI's taxonomy places the organism in Eukaryota, Viridiplantae, Streptophyta, Magnoliopsida, Fabales, Fabaceae. The record is from the annotation of a GenBank genome assembly.
AUGGGUUCCUCCUCCACUCUUACGCUCACUCUGAUACAAAUGAGUGUUGUGACAGAUUCUCCUGUACAUUCUUCUGGUAGUGAUGACUUUGCUGCGUAUCUCGACGAAGCACUAGAUGCAAAUUCAUCCAACUCAUCCUCAGAUGAAGAAGCUGAAGGCAAAAAUGAGUUUGAGGAUGUCAGGUGCUCUUCAUCACCCAUUUCAUAUUACAUGAAUAAUGACACUAGUCAAGUUGUUUCCAGCAAUAAAAGACGUAAGUUUGAAAGUACUGAAGAAACUGAGGGGUCUACUUCAGAAGGAAUUGUGAAACAUGAAUCAGAGUCAUCCGUGAAGGUAGAUGUUUGUACACAUCCUGGCUCAUUUGGAAACAUGUGUAUAUGUUGUGGGCAAAAGUUGGAUGAGGAAUCUGGUGUGACAUUUGGGUACAUACACAAGGGACUGAGACUUCAUGAUGCGGAAAUUUCUAGACUGCGUAAUACAGACAUGAAGAAAUUUUUAUACAGUAGAAAACUUUACUUGGUUCUUGACCUGGAUCACACAUUGUUAAAUACCACUAUCCUUAGUCAUUUGAGUCCAGAAGAGUUGCAUUUACAUAAUGAGACAGAUUCUCUAGAAGACGUCUCCAAAGGUAGCCUCUUCAAAUUGGAACAUAUGUGUAUGAUAACCAAGUUGAGGCCCUUUGUCCGUACGUUUCUUAAAGAAGCAAGUGAAAUGUUUGAGAUGUACAUCUACACCAUGGGUGAUAGGCCAUAUGCAUUGGAGAUGGCCAAGCUCCUUGAUCCUCAAGGAGAAUACUUCAAUGGUAAAGUGAUUUCUCGAGAUGAUGGGACUCAAAAGCAUCAGAAGGGUCUCGAUAUUGUUUUUGGGCAAGAAAGUGCUGUAUUAAUUCUCGAUGAUACAGAACAUGCAUGGAUGAAGCAUAAAAGCAAUGUGAUACUUAUGGAAAGAUACCAUUUUUUCGCUUCAAGUUGUCGGCAAUUUGGCUUCAAUUGCAAAUCUCUUGCUGAAACGAAGAGCGAUGAAAAUGAAAUUGAUGGAGCACUUGCAAAAAUACUUGAAGUGCUAAAGCAAAUCCAUAGCACAUUCUUUGAUAAACUUCAAGGAGAUCUUGUUGACCGAGAUGUGAGGCAGGUUUUGUCAUCAGUUCGAGGUGAAAUAUUAAGUGAAUGUGUGAUCGUUUUCAGUCGUAUUAAUCAUGGUGCAUUGCCAACUCUUCAGAGAGUUGCACAGCAAAUGGGAGCCACCUGUUUGACAGAACUUGACCCCACAGUAACACAUGUGGUUGCUACUGAUGCUGGAACUGAGAAGUCCCGAUGGGCAGUUAAAGAAAAGAAGUUUCUGGUUCAUCCUCGAUGGAUAGAGGCUGCAAAUUACUUUUGGCAAAAACAACCAGAGGAGAACUUUGGUCUAAAAAAGCCGACUAACAACUCGUAG